Messenger RNA from Macrosteles quadrilineatus (aster leafhopper), 6323 nucleotides. RefSeq names its product hemicentin-1 (gene ed). Gene Ontology annotation, cellular component: cell-cell junction. Lineage: Eukaryota; Metazoa; Arthropoda; Insecta; Hemiptera; Cicadellidae. The transcript is spliced from 21 exons. Gene Ontology annotation, molecular function: cell adhesion molecule binding. Bases 247 to 3927 code for a protein of 1226 amino acids. The record is from RefSeq and is a predicted model, not a curated record. Gene Ontology annotation, biological process: cell-cell adhesion.
CGUCGAGUGGUUAGGAGCGUCUGUGACGUAUUCUGUGCACUUCGUGGGCGGACCAUCUGUGGGUAAACUUUGAGAAAACUCCAUCAAAAAGUGCAAUACACCGCAGUGAGAACAACAGUGGAUAUUCUUCAGCAGUUUUCCCGUGAAAGUGCUGUGCUGGAUUAAGCGCGUUACCGUUUCUUGCGCGAGUGAAAUCCUGUUUUUUCGACAUGUGGACCCAGUAAACUGUUGCCGUUUUCACUCGUCAUGGAUUUUCUUCGAGUGGCGUUUUUGGUUGUCACUAUCUCUUCAGCAUUAGUGUUGUGCCACAGUCAAGACACGAGGGAGGGUGAGGAUGUCAACCUAGAGUGCAGGUUCCCGCCGCAUCUAGCCACCCAGCAGGCGACAUUCUACUGGCUGCGAACCAACAAGAGAGGACACGACAACGUUGCCAUCUCCUCCUCGGCGCUCGACCCCAACUACAGGGUGGACCUGAGGCCCGAGCAGGGUCGCUACGAUCUUCUCAUCUCCAACGCGUCCUUCGACCGCGACAACGGCCAGUUCGAGUGUCGCCUGAAGGUGGUUGGCAGCGGUAAGGACCUGCACUCUCAGUCCUUUACCGUGACAGUCCUCACCCCGCCCUCGCCCCCACAAGUGACACCGGGGCUCAGCCCUACAGCCAGCGAGGGCAAACCCUUCCAGCUCUCAUGCUCUAGUGCUGGGGGAAGUCCGGACCCUACCAUCAGAUGGUACCGGGAAGGACACCAUGAACCCCUGGAGGCAGUGAGGACCCCGACGGAACAGGGGGUGACGUCCAUCCUCACCCUGAACCCGUCCAAGGAGGAUGACGGAGCCGUGUUUCGCUGUACCGUCUGGAACAGAGCAAUGGCUCCCAACACUAAGCUGGAGGCCAUAGUCAACCUGAAUGUCAAUUAUUUCCCUAGAGUGAGUGUCGGUCCAGAAAACCCUCUAAGGGUGGAGAGAGACGGAACUGCGACGUUGGAAUGUAACGUAGACGCCAAGCCUAGAGUAGCCAAUGUGAGGUGGACUCGCAACAAUAGGUUCAUAGCGAUUGCGUUCUCGCACACGCUGCACCGUGUAGCUCUCCAGGACGCUGGCAAGUACACCUGUACAGCCGACAACGGACUGGGCAAGGCUGGGGAGGCUGAGAUAAUACUGGAUGUGCAGUAUCCACCACAGGUGACGAUAGAAGGAGGUCCCAGCCAAAGAGAGGCUGAGGAAGGCGAGAAUCUCAUGAUCAAGUGUAAUGUCUCGGCCAACCCAGCACCAGUGACAGUGGAGUGGACGAGAGAGGGGCGGCCGGACUUCCGACAGACAGGACAGAUACUCAAACUGCACAGGAUCAAUGCCGACUCUGCUGGCACAUACACAUGUCGAGCCCUCAACAUCCUCACGGUUGGUGGCAAGUCUGCGCAGAAGGUUGGUAACAACUCUGUCACUCUGUUGGUCCGACACAAGCCAGGACGUGCGCAGAUCACACCCGACAGACCUGUCGCCACAGAAGGAUCAGGUGUCACUCUGACCUGCUCAUCUUCUCCUCCGGGUUGGCCGGUGCCGCAGUACCGUUGGUGGAGAGACCAGGAAGACUCACCCCAGUCCACAGUCCUGGCCACGGGCCCUAAGUACAACAUACCAUCUGCCCAUCUGGCCAGCGAAGGCAAAUACCACUGCCAGGCCAUCAAUGACAUGGGGCACAGUGAGAUCGCCACUGUAGUCCUCACGGUGCAUCAACCUCCUCGCUUCCUGGCUAAACUGCAACCCCAUGUUACCAAGAGAAUCGGAGAUACAGAGUUUAGUGCCAUGUGUGGAGCUCAGGGGAAACCUAAACCAACAAUAAAAUGGUUUAAGGACGGACAAGAAGUUGCCCUCGAGAUGUACGAGAUCUCGACUGACGAAUCUGAAGGUCGUAACUCUGUAUACACCGUACAAAGCACUCUGAGGUUCACGGGGCGUAACCGUCCCAGCGGCAACGAGCUGAUGCCAGCAGACCGAGGUGUCUACUCCUGUGUGUUUGAGAACGAAGUGAAGCGAGCAGAGACCACCAUGCAUCUUAGGAUUGAACAUGAACCUAUCAUCGUAAACACUCCGCACAAGGUGGCAUAUGACCUGCGGGAGACGGCUGAGGUGAUGUGUCGGGUACAAGCGUAUCCGAGACCAGAGUUUUUCUGGUAUUUCGGUACUAACAGCCAGAGCCAGCUGACGUCUGGAGCCGACGGACAUUACGAGAUCAACACCACCGUCAACCAGAGCGGAGGAGACAUCUUCACUAGCGUUCUGCAGAUCUCCAACAUCCAGGGGUCUGACUAUGGCGACUACUCCUGCAAGGUCCACAACGCCAUUGGCAAAGUCACCACCACUAUCCGUCUACAGCCCAAGGGUCCCCCGGAGAAGCCUGAAGCUCUGGUCGCAACGGCCGUCGGUCACAACUACGUCACACUCAAGUAUACCCCUGGGUUUGACGGAGGCGUGCGUGACACCAAGUACUUUGUGUCAUACCGUCGUACCUCAGAGGCCGGAGACGAGGACUGUGUCGCCAUGCGUCGUACAGGAGCUCCGGACAGCUGGCACGAGGUCGACUGUCAGAGAAGUAAUCCAUGCAAUGUGACGAACCUAGAUCAGCACCAGCGGUAUAUCUUUAAGAUGAAGGCCUACAACCCCAAGGGCCACAGCAACUACUCCGAUGAGAUUAGUGAACUGACCAAGGUGGACCGUAUCCCAGCGCCUCAGCGAGUAGCCUACGACCCAGAGACUCACGCCCUGACACUCAACAUUGCCGCUACAUGCCUUCGACUGGUGGGAGUAAUUGAAGUUUCGACAAGUCACGUUCACGAGCCCGACUGGAACUCCCUCGAGGAUCCUCUAAUGCUGAUUCCGUCCGGAGCUCAGCCAACACGCCACGAGGCGACCAUCACAAGUCUACACCAUGUGGCACGCUCUAGCGGACGAUCACUGGACGACUCUCACAACAUGAUUGAAGAUGACAACGUUCUGCCCGUUGUGAAAGAAGAUGCAGUUAGGGUGAGGGUCAAACUUUGCUUGGAGAACAACCCUUCAAACUGUGGAGACUACGUUGAAGCUGAAAUUGGAGCCGCCUACAUCAAGGAGGCUGCCACCCUCACCACACCUACCCUAGUAGCCAUCAUCGUGUCUUGUGUUGUCUUCGUUCUUUUCAUCGGACUCAUGUUCGUCUACUGCCGCUGCCGCAAGGUUCCUGCCAAGAAGGGAAGUGGGAAGGACUACGAAAUGGAAACAACCACGGUCCACCCCAGUAUUGUGCAACAGCCUCCUCCCCCGUACUACCCUGCCUCUGGUAUGGAGAACAAAGCCUUGGACAUGGACCCCUCCAAGGCAGCCGUCUACGCCGGACAGAACGGAUACAGCUACCACGGAGCCAACCAGAACGGCGGAGAAUCCAGCAAAGGCUAUAGUCAAGGGGUUAACAUGGGUUACAUGGAGAACAGUUACUCAAACUCCAACAAUGGAGGAUCACAAGAUUCCCUGUGGCAAAUGAAGAUGGCGGCUGCCAACAACAACGCCAACGCCGGCAACAAUCCAGAACAUCAUCACCACCAUAUUGCCAACCACUACGGUGGUUAUGACCCCCUAACCCACGGAGGUUACGGUGCAGUCGACGACUACGCUCCUUACCCCCACCUGGUCACCUCCGCCUCGCCCGACUACAGCCGCAACGCCUCUCGCCAAGACUACACGCCUGACAAACUGCGCCGCCGAGAACACCAUAUGGAAUCCCCCUACCAUGACGUCAGUGGGCUGCCCGAUCCUUACCAUCUCAUGAUGGAGAACGAAGAAAACCACCCGAAAAAGCCACAUCAAGAAGUUUCCCUUUCACUGGACGAAAGUUUAGAGUCCGGCUAUUCAACUCCCAACUCCCGUAGCAGACGAAUCAUCCGUGAAAUCAUCGUCUGAGCGAAACCCCUCUAACCCUCAUAGGGUUUGAAAAUGUACAUUUGUUUACAAGGUGCUCCAAAGCCGUUGUAAAUGUUUUGAAACAUUCAAUAAUUGUAAUUAAUGUUAUAUUAUUGAAUUUUAUCUGUAAAUAGAUUUUGUAUAUAAACCGUUAGGAUUAAUCUAUUUAUCAACUGACUGAAAUUUCCCGAACACAUGUAUAUACUAACUGUAUAUAACAGAAUCAGAUCAAUGUGUAACAAACGAAAGAAAUUGUAGUAUGAAGCUACUUUUCUUUAGAAAUAUGAAGAAACAAUGAUUUUUAGGAAUGGGGUGGGUUGGAAAAUUAAAGUAUUUGCGAACAAAAAUAUUCUUUGAAAACAAACUACUUGAUGGAACGGUUGGUUUUCAUGCAAUAAGACUGAGAUGUGAUGUAGAGAUGCUUGUAAACAGCAUGGUUAUUCAUUAAAGGUGUGAAGGAGGCUUUGGAUUCAAGUAGGGUGGAUAGACCGGCUUCAAUGCGUCAACGAUAUAUGAAUAUUUUUUUUUUUUUAUCAUCUUGCGUGUUAACUUUGACACUAAGGUGUCAAAAAUGUUACUUAAAAGACAUUUUUAUUUGUAAAGAGUACAGAUGUUUUUUAAUUCUCAAUAGAAGAAAUUUUUAAUGUUACAAAUAACUUGCAAAAUUAUAAAAAAGGCUUGCAGAACAGAAACUUUGUGAUAUGUGUGUUUGAGUCUGUUUAUAGGUGUAAAAGACAAAUUUUCCGCAAUAUUUAUUAUUUAGAGACAAAGUAUGUUACUUAGAAUAUUGCUUUUGUUGUUUUUAUUGUACUUUUUGUGACAAUAUGAUAUAAUUAUGAUAUUAUAAAGAUCAAUUUGUGGAAACUUUUGUCAUUUAAAAUUGUGGCGAAAUUUUGUGUUGUGUUGAAUUAUACAAAAAUUAUUGGUAACAAAUAAGUUGAAAUUCAGAAUGUGAAAAAAAAAUUUUAUUAAACACUUUCUGGUUUCUCCUUGAAUAUAAUAAAUUCAGUGCAAUAAUAAAAAUAAAAAUCAUUAGCGCUCAAAACUAUGUUUUAUGUUUUUAAUUUUUUGUAUAUAAAUAAUUUAUGUGUAAAAAAAGAGUCAAACUUAGGAUUCUUGAAAAGUUACAUAUUUUCUUAUAUUUUACUGACUAGAUACUACUACUUUUUCUAUUUUACAGGUGUGUUUGACUAUGUUAAACUAUUAUUAAAAUUAUAAUAUUUACUUAUUUAUUUAGAAAAUUCAUACUUAAUGGUAAACAUAACGAAGUAGUAAAAAGUAAAUUUAAGCUGAACCCGUUAAACUUUACAAUGUUUGCAGUAAGUGAAUAUUUCGUUACUUCUGACACAAUUGAUUAAAAUAAAAUAAAUAGUAGUAUCUAUUAAAGUAAAAUGAAGAAAAAAUUAUUUUAAUUUGUUUCGGAGGGAGUUUGUAUAUAAUUUGCAGAGUGCCAUGAUUUCAUUUUGAAGCUCAAAUAUUGUGCGAUGAGUUAUGAUAAAAUAGGUACUGACUUUUCUAUUCUGCUCACUAUAUUUUUCUUCUGCACAUUCUUGAACGCACAAGUUUAAUUUUAAAUAAAGUUAAGGGGGUGUAAAAGACUAUAUUAACACCGCUUUGAUGUAACCUAGCAAUUAAUUAAGUCUUGAAUUUAAAUGACUUCUUUACUUCCAAGGUUACAUGUGUAAAAAUAUACUUUAAUAGAGGUUUGUGCAUUUGUUCAAUAAUUUUGUAAACAUUUUCACUGUUUUUUUUUCAUUAUUGUAGAUCAUCAUUAAAAUGUAAGUUGCAGUAAAAAUAUUUUAUAUUAAAACUCUUACUUUUUAAAAAAAACGAUUUUUUUUAUAAUGUUCUACUGUGGUUGGAAGUAUUUAGCUGUUUUCACCAGUAUUACAAUACAAUAUUAUUUCAUUGAUUGAUAUUUGAACACUCUGAUAUUUUACAAUAUUUCAAUUGGCCUUAUGCAAAAUCCUCUAUUUACUAGAUUCAAACCUUUUGAUGGGUUAGCAUUUCCCAUAUCAUAGAUAAACUCUAAACCCUCUUUAAAGACUAACUACUCUUUAAAAUAACAUCUUAUCUAAAAACUGACUGCUACUUAUUUUUUACAAUUUUUGUUGUUGUGUUUUUACAUUUUUCUCUUAACCGUGUUUGAAUCAUUCUUGCAAGAUCUCAUAAGUUGUUAUUGUUUUGUAGAAAAUGUUAUAAAAUCUAAAAAAAUAACUAUUUUCUAGACAGAUAUUUUUUAUCUAUGUUCUGUAUAAGGAGCCCAUUAGUUUUAUUUUAUAUGUCUGUAUAUGUGUAAUUUUUAAGACAUCUGCAAUUUCAUAAUUGUUUUUACGUGUACAGUUUCAUGUUUCUAUGUUCUUUUAUAUAAAAUAAUAAAACAAAAAUGUACAGAA